Molecule: messenger RNA, 2262 nt
Organism: Lytechinus pictus (painted urchin)
Lineage: Eukaryota; Metazoa; Echinodermata; Echinoidea; Temnopleuroida; Toxopneustidae
Product: GDP-fucose protein O-fucosyltransferase 1-like
Exons: 8
Coding region: 376-1539 (387 amino acids)
Biological process (GO): protein O-linked glycosylation via fucose; Notch signaling pathway; regulation of Notch signaling pathway
Cellular component (GO): endoplasmic reticulum
Molecular function (GO): peptide-O-fucosyltransferase activity
Source: RefSeq, a predicted model, not a curated record
AUCGCAUAAAACGGUGACGACACCUUAUUUCCCGGGUCGGGGAUAAGAGGUGUGACCCAGGCGAAGAGUAAUAACAUCGACCUUUUGUGUGAACAAGGACUUCGAGGAGGUUAUAUGGGAAGGGUUGAUUUAGACGAGGGGGUUGGGUGGAGAUUGUAUUCUUUGUGUUCCACCUGAGUAACUCUCAAAGGGCUUGGAAGAGUGUGAGAAAGCGACGUGGACAAACUGUUCUGAGGUGAAUAGGAAUGCAACAAUGAAAGAUAAAGCUAAGAGGCACAUUGAAGCUAUAUACACGUUGGAUGUACGACUACUCUCUCUCAAACGUAACGCUAUUUCAGGCAUUAUCCUGAUUGAAAAGGGCAUUGUUUUAGAACCAUGAGGGCUGAUUACAUUGUCUUAGCGAUCCUGGUCCUAAGUGGGCUAGCCCAAGGAAGAAUAGUUGGAUCAGAACUGGAAUGGGAUCCUAAGGGAUAUAUUUUAUACUGUCCGUGUUCAGGGCGAUUCAGCAAUCAAGUGGAGCUUCUAUUGGGGUCAUUAUAUUUUGCAAAGACGCUUGAUCGAGUCUUGGUUAUACCGCCAUUCAUCGAUUAUCAACACGCAGUCGGACAAAGAAAAGAUAAUCUUUACGUUCCCGCGACGGAGUACUUUGAUUUGAACGCUCUGAGAGAAUACCAUGAAGACAUCGUCACAUUUGAAGAUUUCAUGUACGAGUUAGCACCAACUCAUUGGCCUUUGGCUGAGAGGGUAGCAUACUGCUCGAGCAGGGCAGCUGAGGGAAAUAAUGAUAUGUGUCCCAGGAAAGGAAACCCAUUCUCUACCUUUUGGGAGGCUCAGAAUGUUGAAUUUAGUCGAUCUGAAAUCUGGUCUGGUGAUCUUCAUUACAACGUCGAGUAUGAUCCAUGGAGGGUCAUGUGGAUGGAGACAUUUAAUCCAUCGGAGCAUCCAGUACUUGCCUUCAUGAACGCACCGACCAGUACACCGCUAUCAUUGGACAGAGACCAUCUUCAUAAAUAUCUAAAAUGGUCAGCAGAUAUAGAGAGGGAGGGUGAAAGGUACAUAACAGACAACAUCGAAAGGCCAUACGUGGGACUACAUCUGCGGAAUGGCGCCGAUUGGGCACGUACCUGUGACUUAGCUGAUGGGACAAUGACCCGUCUAUUAUCAUCAUCUCAAUGCCUGGGUGUUCAUCCUACCACUACCGUUCAUAGACAACUAUGUAUUCAGUCCGAAGAGCUGGUUUCUGAAGAGGUGAGGGCGCUGAUGCAAGAAUAUGAGAUCAGGACAAUCUUCAUCGCAACAGAUCAUGUUUCCAUGCAAGAUGAUUUACAGAGAGAUUUUCCAGAUCUAAACGUUGUAACUAUGGAUCCGGAGAGACCUCAACUGGACAUGUAUCUUUUAGGUGAAGCAGAUUAUUUCAUUGGAAACUGCGUCAGCGCCUUCACGUCGUUUGUCAGGAGACACAGAGAUAAUGCAAAUCUACAAACUCGUUAUUUUGGGAUGAGACAAAAUCAGAGAUUAGCUCUCCAUGACGAAUUUUAAUUAUCCUUCAGAUUUUAGUUUAGUUAGAUAGAUUGAAUAAUUUAUACAUUUUUUUUAACUUUUAAGAAUAAAUUCAGGGCUGCAUGUCAAAAUGGACUCUUCACUCAAGUAGCAGCAUAAGCUCCGUAACACAAAGGGUUACCCACCCUCAUUGACCAGUCAAGACCAUUGUUACAUGGGCAUUUUGUUCAAACAAUGAUCAGGAGCCAGUCAGCGUCGUUCUUUUAUAAUUUGUUAUCCAUCGCAAGCCUCAAAUGCUACGAACUUACGAGGCCAUUGAACAAUUAACUGAAAGUAGAAUAAUGCUUGCGAAAUAAAUACAUUUUACAAUUUAAAAUGGAAAACGUAACCCAUGAUACUGACACAUUUUGACUAUGUUUGAAAUAGAUAUACUGUAUUAAGAAGUGAUUUAGAAAAUGACCGUAACUAUGAUUCGUAUGAAGAUACAUGCAUAAUUUUUACGCUUUUGAAGAAUCGAUUAUUAAAUCUUAUCCAAUAGAGAGGGGAAAGGUUUGUUUUUUAGAAGAGAAAAAUUAGAUUUCAUAACAAAAAAAAAAUCCUCUUAUGAACUUUGGGUAUGAUGCGAUAUUGGUCAUACCAUAAUUUGUUUUGUUAUACUUAAUUAUGUACACGUAGACUUUCUAUGGAGUCAAUUUGGUUUCCUUGCUUAAGAAGUGUUAAGCAAAAUCACAUUACUUGAAAUAUAUAUAAUUAUGUGAAGUA